This is a messenger RNA of Cyprinus carpio (common carp), 2953 nucleotides long. It is a transcript of the gene crdh, whose product is annotated as cone RDH. The record is from RefSeq and is a predicted model, not a curated record. Lineage: Eukaryota; Metazoa; Chordata; Actinopteri; Cypriniformes; Cyprinidae.
AAUGUUUAUAAGUAGUAACAAAGAAAGAAGCCAGUCAUGUUUUAUAGAGUUAUACUCUUUAAAACUAGAACAGAAUUUGGAUUUCAGAGCAAUGGCUUCCCCUCGAGAUUUUCUUGUUUUCUUUCCCAUUUCUUAGGAUGAUGGUUUAAAUGUAAAAACAUAAUUUAAAUAUGAUCAGUUUUGUUUAAAAUGCAUACCUUAAAACCUUAGGCAUGAAGCAGCUGCGUUUUUAAAGUAGCCUGUGUGACAAUUUGUUAGCACUUUAAAACAAAGCAGCUUCAAAAUUCACCUUUAUUGUUUGACUGUGUAGCCUAUUUUAUGUUUACAAAGUUAUUUAUGGGCAUCUAUGGUUCCAUGGCUCUUGUUCAUUUAUCACCCCAUGGAACAUUUCCAUUGCACAAAAGGUUCUUUAAUGGAAAGGGGCUCUUUAGAUUAUUAAAAUGUUCUUCACAUGAAGAAAAAUGGUUUUAAGAUCUCUUCACUAAAAGGUUCUUUGGGGAACCCAAAAUGGUUUUCGUGGCAUCUCGGCGAAACCCCCUUUUGGAAAAAAAACUUUUUAAGUGUAGAAAAAAUGUCUCUUGCACUACUUUAAAUCACUACUUUAAAAUUCAAAGGGAACGAAUGUCCAGUUAGCCUAUUUUGCAAUAGUCACUGGAUAAACUGCAACCUAUUUUAGCCUGGUACUCAAUCCAAAAAAAAGUAAAAAAAAAAGUGGGUCAUAUUCAAGUGCAUGUGUAUUGUUUACAGACUCAUAUGGUUAUAACAAUAGAUUAAGAUUUAGUAGAAAACUGCAUUUUAAAAUAUAUGCAACCCUGACUUAUUAAUUUUUGUCGAAUAUGUCAUAUCCAAACAUCCCCAUAUUUCUGAUCUUGGGAGCUAUAGCCUAAUAAAAUCAUCAAAAUAGUGCCAAACCAAUGAAUAAGGCCAUAGCAGGGAAGAUGACACAUGACGCAUACAAUAUACCCCUAAAAGCUUUUUAUAGCUUAAAAGAUCAGGAGCUGUUUUCAAAUACCUCAAACUGCACAAAUGAUCUAAAUCUUAAAUCCGAGGCACUUUUUGCAUCUAACGAAAAUCUCUAGUGUCACAGUUUUCAGUUUUAAAAGCAGGAUUUGUUUAGACCACUGUUUUUGUUAUUCACAUUUCUGUCUGAAGCGUAAGCCAUGGAAUCUAAGAUGAUCUUGACUUAAUCUUCUUAUAAAACCUUGACCCAGCCUUAAAUGCUGGGUGCUUAGAUGUGUUAGCCGGCACUGAGCUUGACGGUGGCCUGCAGAUUUUUAUAAGCAAAGAAAAGAGUUACUGUAUGACAGAAAAUAAAAUGAAAGCAGAGCUGACAGCACAUCACAGUGGAUGACAUGUAUCUCUCUAUUCAAGUAACUCAACUCUGGGAGGAACUGAAGUCAAAUCGUCUCGCCAAAUACGGCACAGUAACUGCGGUCACAGCUAUUAGUUUGGUUCUGUUGAGAAAAUGGAUUGCAGGUGGAGUUUGCCGCUGUCGUGUGCGACUGGACGGGAAGACAGUCAUCAUUACUGGUGCCAACACUGGCAUUGGAAAAGAGACAGCACGUGACCUGGCCAUGAGAGGGGCUCGGGUUGUGAUGGCUUGUCGAGAUCUUUCAAAAGCAGAAAAGGCUGCGGCAGAGAUUCGCAGAUCUACAGGAAAUGGUAACAUAGUAGUUCGGCACUUAAACCUGUCAUCUCUGCUCACCGUGCGGCAGUUUGUGCAUGAAUACACUGCCACUGAAGAUCGACUGGAUAUUCUUAUUAACAAUGCUGGAGUGAUGAUGUGCCCUAAAAGCCUUACAGAGGAUGGCUUUGAAACCCAGUUUGCUAUCAAUCAUUUGGGCCAUUUCCUCCUGACUGUCCUGCUCCUGGACGUGCUGAAGAAGUCUAGUCCUAGUCGAAUUAUUAAUGUAUCCAGUAUUGCUCACCAAGGAGGUAAGAUCCACUUUGAUGACCUUAACUUCAACAAAGCACCGUACGAUUCCUUGGUCAGUUACAGGCAGAGCAAACUUGCCAACCUGCUCUUUACUCGAGAAUUAGCACAGAGGAUUAAAGGGUCUGGUGUAACAGUGUACUCUCUUCACCCUGGAGUAAUCCGCACUGAACUGGGACGUUACGUGCAGACGCGCCACCCUCUGCUCAGCGCUCUGUUGUCUUUUCCUGCUCUCUUACUGAUGAAAACCCCCAGUCAAGGUGCUCAGACUUCUAUUUACUGUGCGGUUGCUGAGGGGCUAGAGUCUUACAGUGGCUGCUAUUUCAGUGAUUGUAAGCUGAAGGAACCAGCUCCCGAAGGUAAAGAUGAUCUCGCUGCCCUUCGAUUGUGGGAAAUAAGUGCAAAACUUGUCGGCUACAAUGAAGAGAACUGACAACACUCCACCAAGCUCUAUUCAUAAUACCACAUGCCUAUAUAGGAAUGCUUUGUAUGCAGCUAUCAACAUUCAGAUCAUCUUUUCCAUCUUUGUUGAUGUUUUUAAAAUGUAAAACUUUAUUUAAUUGAAUGUAUGAUCAUUGAUGAUUAGUGGUUUAAUCAACUAGAAGAAAAAACAGAAUCUGAAUGGUGUUUUUGUCUGUAUCGGCAGCCUACUUAGCUGUGUUCCCUGACUUGCCCAUGACUGAUGUCAUUUGACAUUUUAAAGCUGUUUUGAAGUAUCUCAUUUGAUGAGUAGCCUAAUAAAGGUUUCACUAAAGGAUAUCUUUAUUGUAACCUAAAUAAAAUUCAAAUAAGAAAAAUUAAUUUUAAAAAGUGCAGUUGAUGCUUGUAAAAUCAGUGUGUUGUGAUGUCUGAUUCGUGAGUUGUGACCGAAUCGUUCUCCUGUGUCGAAUCUUUCAAAUAAAUUUCUUCACAAAAGUACUCACUGAAGGAAUAUUUUAAUGCUGGUAUAAUAAGUAUUUCUUUUGAUGAUUAAUACAUUUUUGAUGAAAUCUUGUUAUUGUAACACUAAUGUUUGCAAAA